AUGGCUUCCGAUUACGCAUUCACACAAGAGGAAUUGAACAUCGACGACGGCGUUGGGUACCCAAAUGCCUACGCUAAGCUCUGCCGCGACCGCCGCGCUGGGUUGUAUAGUCAUGGUCCUCCAUUCACUUUCAUGCCUUACUGUCUGCAGCAACAAGAGGAUUUGAGAGCAAGAGAAUUAGAAAAGAUGUUUCCCAUUGUCGACCCCAAGGCAAAACCUACUGCCAGGCCCAAGAUUUUUGUUAGUCUUCUGUGGAAGCAACUCAACCACCUUGGGAAUGCUGGGUUUGAUCCUGCAGUGAUUCGAGUAGACCCGUAUGGCAAUGUUCUGUAUUACCAUGCUGAUUCUGCUUCUCCUCUUGCUUGGGAUAUAGAUCAUUGGUUUCCUUGCUCAAGGGGAGGAUUGACUGUGCCAAGCAAUUUGAGGAUACUACAGUGGCAAGCUUGCAACAGAAAGCAUAACAAGCUAGAGUUUCUCAUUCCAUGGUGGGAUUUACAGUUGGGCAUAUCUGUGAACCAGUUCUUAUCCAUAUUUGCUUCUUCCAACUCAGAUUUCAGGCACAGGGCAUUCUCAUUUUUGUUCGCGGAAGGUGAAAAUGAGGAACUCAAUUCGUUACAGACUGUAGAUUCACAUUGUUUUCCACAACAUUUUGAAGAAUCAAAACAGAAUGUGGGCUUAGCUCCGGCUGCCAUUGUUGUAUCUCGAAGGGAGUCAUAUGGCUCUUCAUCUGCUUUGAAAUCCCUGGACUACAACAAGCAGAUACCUGCAAGAAAAGUGAAGCCUAGUAAUUCAAAAGAAAAUGAGGACCCAAACUUUGUUACAAACCCCUACCAGGCCAUUGUCAUGGCUAGAGAUUCGCUAAAACAAAGAGAAGAAGCUGCAAAGAUGCAGGCGGAGAUACAAAGCUUGGAUGAUGAAGUGAACGAACUGCAGCAAAAAAAUGAAGACGAAAAAGUGACCAUUCAAAACUUGGAACAGACAUUGAUAAAGCGUCGGAGAAGGGCAGAGAAGUGUAGGCGGCUAGCAGAGGCACAGUUAUCAUAUAAGUCUACACUUGAAAAGAUGAUUCGCGAUGCUAUGCACCAGUCUAUCCUUUACAAAGAACAGCUGAGAUUGAACCAGGCUGCAAGUAAUGCACUCAUGGCAAGACUUGAGGCACAAAAGGCCAUGUGUGAUGCCUCAGAGAACCAACUUCACAAGAAGUACAAGGAGAGAGAUGAGAUUGAGAAACAGAUAAUGCCUGAAUGGGAGCAAGCAAGGAAGAGAUCAAGAAUGGAUGAUAUCUUAGCCAAUGAGAGUGAUAGUAGGCCAGUUCUAUAUCUACCAGGAAUUAAGCCAAAGACACUUGAACACAAGGAACUUCGAGAGUUUCUGGAGGAAGAACAGAAGGCAUAUAAUGCUGGUUUAUCACAGAAUGCAGAUGAAAGGCAAGUAGAACAAGCUGAAGAGCUUAAAAGACCGACAAGGGGGUUGUCCAUUGACAACCUUGGGGAGCAUGGCAGGUUCAUUGUUGAACUAGAGGAUGAGAACUCAUUAGAGCACAAAAUGAGAUCACUGGAAAUAGAAGGAAAGAAGCACAAGUUUCAAGUUCCUGUUGUUCGAGAACCAGAAAUUGAGGAAGAUGAAGAAAGCAGAAAAGAGCGUGGGAAGGGGAAUGUAGAGAAGUGGCUUCAAAUUCUGUUGGAGAAUUCUCCAGAAGAGGAGUUGGAUUCUCAGAAUGAAAAUGAAACAAACAGGACUAGUGAUAUAAUCAAAAAACUAAAUCUGACGUACCCACAAAAGGAGGCGAAGAAUCCGAAGUCUCCAGAAGUUGAUUCCAAAGUUGCACUGGUCAAUGAGAAAAAUAAGCAGUUAAUUGUCCAAGAGAAAUAUGACAGUGCACAAGAAUUGGGUUCUCCUGUUCAGGGAGUUGUUAAUAGCAGGAAGAGCUUUGAAGGCAGGGAAAGAAGGGAUAAAAGUAAUGGGAAGGAAAAAACAAUCGCCAGGUCUGAGAGUGCAAGAGUCUUUCGACGAAUCCCAUCUUCUCCAUCAAUAAUCUUGGGAAUGAAGAAGGGUGUUGACUGCAUGAGAAAGAAGCCCAUUGUAAGUAGUGAUGAUGAAGAGAACUAUGCUAUGGGAAACAAUAGCUUCAUGAAAUCCAUGAAGACCAUCAAGAAGGCGGUGAAAAUGUGA
This is a messenger RNA of Fragaria vesca subsp. vesca, 2172 nucleotides long. RefSeq lists its product as uncharacterized. The record is from RefSeq and is a predicted model, not a curated record. The transcript is spliced from 7 exons. Lineage: Eukaryota; Viridiplantae; Streptophyta; Magnoliopsida; Rosales; Rosaceae. Bases 1 to 2172 code for a protein of 723 amino acids.